This is a messenger RNA of Pelmatolapia mariae (spotted tilapia), 12631 nucleotides long. RefSeq names its product protein turtle homolog B-like. Gene Ontology annotation, biological process: cell-cell adhesion. Gene Ontology annotation, molecular function: protein binding. The record is from RefSeq and is a predicted model, not a curated record. The transcript has 21 exons. Lineage: Eukaryota; Metazoa; Chordata; Actinopteri; Cichliformes; Cichlidae. Bases 196 to 4572 code for a protein of 1458 amino acids.
AGGAUGCGAGUGGAGAGCGGAGGAGAGGGGAAGAGAGAGGGAAAGCGCCGAUGGAAAAGUGUCCAGGGCUCGGUUAACAAGAAGACAAGGAUACCGGCCCGCUUCAGUUUGUCCUGGGGCACUCGGCGAUGAGAGAUUCACCGAAAGGGGCACUUUGAGAUAUGAUGAGAUUUAUUUCUGGUCGGCAAUAGUACUAUGAUUUGGUAUGUGGCCACUUUGAUAGCAAGUGUAUUCAGCACCCGAGGAACGGCCGCUCAAGGUGCCCACGGAGUGCGAGAGGAGCCCCAGUUUGUGACAGCACGUGCAGGAGAAAACGUCAUCCUGGGAUGCGACGUUUCCCAUCCCUUGAACGGCCAGCCCUAUGUGGUGGAGUGGUUCAAGUAUGGAAUGCCCAUCCCUUUCUUCAUCAACUUUCGCUUCUACCCUCCUCAUGUGGACCCGGAAUAUGCUGGCCGGGCCAGUCUGCACGGCAAGUCCUCCCUGCGGAUAGAGGAUGUGCGUUCAGACGACCACGGCUGGUAUGAGUGUAAGGUGCUGAUGUUGGAGCAGCAGUAUGACACCUUCCACAACGGCAGCUGGGUGCAUCUAACUGUCAACGCCCCCCCAACUUUCACAGAUACACCACCUCAGUACGUGGAGGCCAAGGAGGGGGGGAGCAUCACUUUGACCUGUAUAGCCUUUGGGAAUCCCAAACCCUUAGUCAGCUGGUUGCGGGAAGGUAGUCUCAUGGUCAGCAGUGCCAAGUAUAAGGUGUCCGAUGGGAGUUUGACGGUGCUAUCCAUCACCCGGGAAGAUCGGGGGGCCUACAUGUGUCGAGCCUUCAGCCCCCAGGGAGAGGCUAUUCACACCACACGGCUGCUAGUACAAGGCCCUCCGUUUAUUAUAUCACCACCGGAGAACAUUACAGUGAACAUCUCACAGGACGCCUUCUUCACCUGCCAGGCAGAGGCCUACCCUCGCAACCUAACCUACACAUGGUUCUGGGAAGAGGACAACGUCUUCUUCAAGAAUGACCUAAAGCGCAGAGUCAGUAUUCUCAUAGACGGCUCCCUAAUAAUUGCCCACGUCAAGCCAGAAGAUGCUGGGAAAUACACGUGUGCUCCCAGCAACAGCCUGGGCCGACCACCGACUGCCUCUGCCUACCUAACAGUGCAAUAUCCUGCCCGUGUGGUAAACAUGCCAUCAGUCAUCUACGCAGCCAUUGGUCUGCCUGGCUUCAUUCGCUGUCCUGUAGAUGCCAACCCCCCUGUAACUCUGGUUAAGUGGAAAAAAGAUGGCCUCCCUCUGCGGAUAGAUAAGUACCCUGGUUGGAGUCAAAUGGAAGAUGGGAGCAUCCGUGUGGCAGAGGUGACGGAGGACUCUCUUGGCACCUAUACCUGCAUGCCUUACAAUGCCCUGGGUUCCAUGGGAUGGUCGCCUCCUGCUCCCCUGGUGCUAAAGGACCCUCCCAAAUUCUCAGUGGUUCCUGGAGGGGUGUACAGGCAGGAGGCUGGAAGAGAACUGGUCAUCCCCUGUGAAGCAGAGGGAGACCCUUUUCCCAACAUCACAUGGAGGAAGGUAGGGAAGCCCAGUAAAAGCAAGCACAAUGUUCUGCCCCGAGGCAGCUUACAGUUGAAGUCACUCACAAAGGAGGACCAUGGGGAGUGGGAGUGUGUCGCCACCAAUGUUGCCACGAGCAUCACUGCCAGCACGCACGUCCAAGUCAUAGGCACAAGCCCCCACGCCCCCACCAAUGUCCAUGUGGCUGCGUUCUCCACUUUGGCCAAUGUGUCUUGGGAAGCAGGAUAUAAUGGAGGUUUCCAGCAGACAUUCUCAGUCUGGUAUGGCCAUGUGCUGAAGAGGGAGCAUUUAGGUCCGUAUGACUGGCUUUCCAUACCUGUGCCUGGAGGCCACGACUGGAUGGUGGUGCCCGGCUUAGAGCCAGAGACAACAUACCAGUUUAGCGUCCUGGCCCAAAACAAGCUUGGCACAGGCCCCUUCAGCGAGGUUGUCACUGUGAACACACUAGUAUUUCCUACAAGUACCCCUGAACCAUUGGUGCUGCUUACCCCACCACGGUGCCUCACAGCCAAUCGCACGCAGCAGGGAGUCCUGCUCACCUGGAUUCCGCCUGCCAAUCACACAGCACCUAUCCAGCAUUAUGUCAUGGAGUUUCGCCUGGGGGAGCGAUGGGAGGUCUUGGACGACAGCAUUCCUGCAGGGGAGACAGAGUUGGUUGCCCGAGAUCUCAUCCAGGAGGCGUGGUAUGAGUUCCGCGUCAUGGCCAUCAUGGAUGACAUGAUCAGCGAGCCUAGUAACGUAGUUGGAGUGUCCAGCACAGAUUUCUUUCCUCCUCCAGAGUUGGUGGAGGAGCGUGGACUGGCACGGCCUGUGGUGGCUGGUAUUGUGGCCACCAUCUGCUUCUUGGCAGCAGCUGUCCUUUUCAGUACCAUGGCUGCCUGCUUUGUCAACAAGCAGCGGCGGAGAAAACUCAAGAGGAAAAGAGACCCCCCUCUUUCAAUAACUCACUGCAGAAAAAGCCUGGAAACUCCGAGUCCACUUAGCCUCAUUCCCAGCAUUGAGCCCUACUGGGAGGGGCUGGACGCAAGCAGGUCAUCUUCAGGAAAGGUGAGCCCAGAGAGCAUUCGUUCAAAGGCAUCUCCAUCAGAAUCAUCUGAAGAUAGUCAUGACCAGCGUGGAAAAAAACCACCCCCAAGUCCAGGGAAGAAGGAGGAAUUAUCUCUAUACAAAAAGACCAAAAGAGCAAUAACAAGUAAGAAAUACAGCAUCCCCAAGCAUGAAGCUGAAGCAACAACACCCAUUGAACUCAUCAGUCGAGGCCCAGAUGGACGCUUUGUUAUAGAUCCUACAGACAGAGAAAUGUCUGUCAAACCCCGGCGAAUUGAGGGCUUCCCGUUUGUGGAAGAAUCAGACCUAUAUCCUGAAUUCCGACAGUCAGAUGAAGAGAAUGAUGACGCUAGGGCUCUUCCACCAGUUAUGCCCCCCUUGCGGCCUCACCAGAUCUCUCCUAUCUCCAGUCAGGAAUCCUACCUGCAACCUCCAGCCUACAGCUCUCAUUUCCACAGGCCCUUCGAAGGUAUGACCAUCAUGGAGAGCAGUCGGCUCCAGGCCACUGGGCAGAUCCGAGGCUCUCUCCACCACAGGGCUUUUUAUGGCUAUCUAGGUCCUCCUGGGGAUCAUGAUCCUCCACCUCCUUUUUACAUGCCAGAUACCAGCCCACUUAGCUCUGUCAUGUCCUCCCCUCCAUACCUUGCUGAGGGUCCUUUUGGCCACGCUAUGAUUCCUGAAGAAAUGGGAGAAAGUGAUUUUCCGCAAUAUGCUGUCUCUGGUUUUCCACUUCCACUGACCCUCACCUCUUCCAUUCGUUCUCCAGAGAUUUGGCAGGGAUUGGAUUUUACCUUUGCAAGUUUGGAGGGACCCCAGUUCAUUUUUCCACCACAUCAACCUUUGCAUCUCCGCCACGAUUCUCCCUAUCCCCCUCCACCUCAUGUUCUUCCCCUUAGUGCUAUCCAGCCCUCCUCUCUUCCAAUGCCCACUUAUCCAGCUGUCCUGCCACUGGAGGCCCCAAAGAGCCACUCAAGCAAGUCUCCCAGCAAGGCCAGGCCUCAUGGCUCCCCAGCCAAGCAUUUAGCUAUGCAAGAGGCACAUUUAGGGCAGCUAAGACACACAAGCCACGGAAUGGGUGUGCCGGUUUUGCCUUACACCGAUCCAAUGGCCCAUAUUGUUCCUAGCACAUUCAGUAGCUUGGACACACGAUGGUUUGAAACCACUCCUCAUUUCAGUCCCAGACAUGCUCGUAGGAUGGAUUCUGGCAUGCAUCAGGUGGUUCUUCAGCCCUCUCGCCUCUCACCCCUCACCCAAAGCCCCCUUAGCUCUCAUGAGGGCUCCCCAGAGAUAGUAGUUCGUCCCAGGCCACGUCCCGGCAUUGUCCAACCUACUAUACCUUCAGAGAUGUCUGAGAUUACCCUCCUCCCUCCUUCCACAGCCAGCUUCUCAAGAAGAUCUUCUCCCUCCUCCUCACCUGCUCAAGUCCAGGGUAGCAGGAGAACAAGCCCCAGCUACCAUUCCCACAUGGCCUUUGCCACCUCUGCAACCAGCUACCCAGCUUCCCAGUCUCCAUCACCCCCCAUGGAAAGCAGCAACAUAUUUGGGCAGAUGCCAUCUCAAAGGAGGACUGAGGAGGAGAUCCUUCCAUCGGAGCCUUCUCCACCCCAGUUGUCAGCUUCAGGAAAACGUCGAGGUGCGCAGAGUGCCCUUUCAGGGUCUGAGAGGAUCGAUGCACUGAGAUACCAACGUAUUAAAAAGGCCAAGAAGAUGACUAUGAACAACAAUAACUCCAAGACCAGAAAGAAAGCAGGUGUCUCCACCUCUCAGACCCAGCAGGCCUACACCUCUCAGGUACUCCAGCCCGAAGAAGCUCUCUACCUCCGCAAAAAGAAGAAACGGCCCAUUCUCCAUGACCCAUAUAUUCGCUUUUCUGCUCUGCUUUACCGUCGUCCAAUUCGGGAGGACCAGAAAGCUAUUUUGGCUAGCAUGGACAACACAGACCUAGACCAUGCCACCCUCCUCUGAAAGUCACAGCUGUGCAAUACAGCUCCCCUUUCCAAAAUGACACUGCACUAGCUACAUCUCAGCUGAAAGAAAAAAGAAUACUGUCACUAGAAUUGUCGCAGUUUAUUACCUACAAAGGGGAGUGGCACAAAAUUUCAGCAUUCAGAUUUGGUUUAUUCUACAGCUGCACCCCUUGGUCAGUCUAGUUUGCAUUAGUAAGCAUUCUGCUGUGUUCAUGAAUUAACCUUGACAAGUCUCAAUUUCUUCAAAAAAAGCAGAUUAAGAGAAUUAUUAUCAGAAGCCACACAUAUGUUUUUGUUUUAAAAAAAUCAGUUUAAUGCCAUCUUUGAUUGGAAUUGUGGUUUUGAGGCAUUUCCUCCCCCAAAUUUUGGAUUAUUUGAUGUCCUGCUUUGGAGACCCAAAGGCACAGCAAUCUUCUGUUCUUACAUCAAGUAGUAUUCCAUUUAAAAAAAAAUGUUUAGACCUCUAAAGAUUUAAGUGAUAACUGACACAUUUGUCCAAAAUUUUACUCCAGUGCAAAAUCAUUAACUAGAAUACAUACAGCCUACCAUUUUGCUGAUUUUCAUAACGACUAUUUUCCUAGUCCAGUCUUCAUAUUCUUAAUUUUAACAUUCCCUCCAGCCUCGGGUCCUGUUUCUUGUGCUGAGCCAAUCCUCUCUCCCCAUCCUGCGGGUCUCCGUUUACAGCACCUUCUAUAAGAACCUCUCUCCGCCAGCAGCAUCUCUUAUCUGCCGAGAAACUCGCCUCACAAAUAUGGGUGUUCUCACUUCCUACCAAGUAUACCUCAGAGCACAGGACACGAGACCACACAACCACCUGGAUCAGCCAGGAGAACAAACUAGCCUUUUUACUCAUCUUUUCAUUAUUGUUGCUUUUUUUAUGUACCUGUUUUUAUAUUUGUUUCCAAAUGUGCAAACACUGAACACAUAGUUUAUCUGUUCAAGAAAGAUUCACAUCUUUACUCAUCAGCUUUUUUCUGCUCUGUGCUGAAUGAGCAGGAAAAGGGCUUGUGGUGAAAGGAAACAGAAACAUUACCUUUAGCUUUACUGUACUCGGCCUAAUCUUCACUCUGUGUAGUUUUUCACUGACAGAUGGGAACCAAACAGGUCUUGUCUUCAUUCCACAUAAUAUUACAAAAAAUCUGGCACCCUCAAAUGUGGCUUUUUAAUAACAAAAAAUAUUGUGAUUUCUAUUUAGUUGCUGAUUCGAUUUUCUUAUGAAGUUAUACAGUUGCUCCAAUUAUUUUGAAUUUUAAUUUUAAUUCCAGCUUUUUACAUCUCAGAACGGUUUGCACUGGAGCAAAAUCUUGUCCACGUCCUGUCUCUUCCUUUACAUUUCACUUCUUCUACUUUGGUUGGCUUAGAGGGCUGCAAAUCCACUUCUGAAAUUUAUGCCAAAAACAAUUCAGUGAACAGAAAGAAACAAUUUUAGGGAUUUUGUGCCAUUUCAGAUACACACAUAUAUAUAUAUAUAUAUACACAUGUGUGUGUGUGUGUGUGUGUGUGUGUAUACUUACAAUUUUGCUUCAUAUUUAUUUAGGAGGGCAUAAAACACUGGCUUUAUUUGGCCUUAAUCUUUGCCUGUUUCAUUUGUGUCAAACUUUAUUUAAUGUUUGUUUUUUAUUUGUGUUUUUUAUAUCUGCUUCUUUUGGCCAGUUUCUAUUUAUGUGCUUGUCAUUUGCUGAGACUCCAUCUAUGCUCCAAGAAAACGCUGUGUGGCACUGAAGGUCACACACAGUGAGCCGAAUGUUUUUGCUGUAUUUUCACAGAUUGGUUCAAAUAUUGAUUCCACAGAUUGAGAAAUGUGUUUAACAUGUGAUGGAUGUGUUGGAUGCUACGCAGCUACACAGUUCAUUUUUUUAUGAUUGGAUGAGUAACAAAAGUGCCAUAACAUCAGAAACUCAGCUAUAUUACACAGUACACAUGCUGCUUCUUGUUACAUUAUGGAAUCCGCAGAUGAGGGGUGUGUACGUUAAAACAAAACAAAAAAAAAACAAUCAAGCUUUUGUUGUGUGUGGAUUUUUAUCAGUAGGUGUAUUCACUUCAUGGUGUCAUGGUGACAUGUUGCAAUAUGAGAACAAUGGAGGUUGAUUAGUAUGAUAAUAAUCUAUUUAUUUCUUUAUUUCUUGUGAUUUUGAGCUGCUAAUCCCAGCAGUCUUCUAAAAUCAGACAUUUUUUCAGUGACUACAUUUACUUGCUUGUAUAAGAUAUUUCCACAAUAAAUGCUUUCAUAAAGAGCAAUUUUAGACAGGCCUUCUGUAAUGCAGGAGCAAUUCUGGAAUAGAUGUGAUUCUUUUUUUCAUUUAGAUCUAUCUAAUAAAACGGCUACUGUAACUAAAUCUUCUGAGUGCGUUUGUAAUACAUGAAUAAACAAGCUAAAAUAAAAGAAAACAUAUAACAGAAGAGUCCUGACUUGACAGACGUUAUACAAAAAAGAAAAAAGUAGAGAAGCUCCAGAUAAUGCACUUAUUGUGGAAAUAACUAUGUUAAUUCAUACAACUUUAACCACAUUUUCCACUUCCAAAAACCAAUAAUAAGAGUUUUAGUCAGAAUAACUUGGCUUCACACCUCCUAUAGAAAUUACUGGUAACAUUUUGUUAACAAGACCCACUCCAAUCUGUAAAUGCUGUGCUGCGUUUAGGGACAAGGUCAACAAAAGUGGAAAUCCUGAAUGUUGUUUUUUAUAUUCUUUAUAAAGGGGGUCCACAUACAGGGACUCAUCUGCAUGUCGCAUAUUCUUUUUGUUGCUGAUAGUAAGUUGCCAGCGGUCAUUCCAGACUUAGGUAACCUUCUAAUGAGUUUAGCAUGCCUUCGGUCAAUCACUGGUAUCCUCCACACUCAUUGGUAGAUGCUUCAGUGUCUCAUCUUGAAGCUGCAAAAUGUUUAACGUGAGUCCCGCCCACUUCAUGUCUUGCUGAAUGUUACUGAUUUUCUGUGGUCACUGGUUGCCACAUUGCUGCUAGUUGCUACACGUCUGGAUGCCCCUUAAGGCACCAACUUAAGGCUAAAUAGCUAUCUCCCCAGAGGUGAUGUAGUAGCGAUGGCAAACAGAAGCUCGUGAGAUGCUGGGGAAACCAUGAGUGAUGCAUCCAUAAAUGAUUGCAAACACCACUUCCAUUUCCAAAAUGUGAGCAGGCUUUUGGUGUGAGUGGUGAUUGGUUUCAGAAUCCUGUUGAAAGAAGAACAGGGAAGUCUUCUUCCAUGAACCCCCCUGUCUGAGGCAUCGCAAGAUUUGAAAAGCUGUAUUUUGACAACAAUUCAAAGGUUUAAUUUGCUUUGUGCCUGUUAAAUACACCACAGUUUAUUUCAUUUCAGCAGACCUUGGUGUGUGUGUGUUGCUGUAGGCUCUCUCGGUGAGGGGAGGAAAUAUGGUGCUGUGGCAGUUUGUAGGCUAAAACAGAGAGGACUGAAACUGAUUGCAUGUAACACAGUGGAUGAAGACCCAAGAUAAAUGCAUAAAAAUUAGCUAUAAUAUCCUCAAAAUUUGAUAUAGAUUAUUACAAUUAUAUUUACAGUUCUAAGAAGAAACAAAUGAAUUAGGAGUAAAGUAAAUUUGUGAUUGCCUAAAAUUGGCUUUUAAAAGAAUGGAAUACAAUUUAGAAUAGUCUUGGAACUUCCUUUAAAGAGUUUAUAUCGAGGAUUUAAAGGCACUUAGUUCAUCCAACAGAGGGGAUCCUGCAACUUUCCUGUUUGCUUCACAACUUUGAAAUGUCACAAAUAAUAAGUUAACAACCAGCUGAUCUGAGCAAAGUCGGACAGAGCGUAAAUCUGUAAUCCGUGACUUAUUGUGACUGUAUAACAGAUUAUUUUUAAUCUGUCAUAUUAUCUCAGUAAGGACUCAUAAUUAACUACAUAUGACAAAUGUUUGGAAAAUCUGUUUACAUUUCAUAUGUCUGAAAAAACAAAACAAUCGGCUGAUUUAUUGAAAUUUUAAAAAACCAAAUAUCUAAAUAUAAAUAACUGCCUUAAAAAUCCUAUAUCAGUCGGGCUCUAGUUUAAAUGCUUUUUAAGUUAAGCAUUAUUAAUUAAUGAUCAUCAAUUAGUUAACUAAUGCUAUUAGGAGAAUGUGAAUAAACAGCUACUUUGACUUUAUUUAUAAAAUGUUUAUCUACAGUCUUUAAGAUAUUUGCUGAAGUUAAACUAGGGAUGGACUGUACUGGGCAAUAUCAAUUUGUAACCUUUAUUUAAGCAGGCAACUGGUUAAAAUACCUUCAGAAUAGAAUAGAAUAGAAUAGAAUAGCCCUUUAUUGUUAUUAGUAUUAGUGACAGAGACCUCCAGAAGGAAAAGCCUCUUGAAGAAUUGCAGAUAGGACUAAAACGAAAUAUCAGGGUUUAAAAGAUCAGCAGCAUACAUCCAUAAACAUUUCAGCAUACUGUCCCCUAGGAGUCAAAUAUUUAAUUAGAUUCUGCAAAGGGUAAUUUUAAAAAAGCACCUUUAAAACAAAACUGAGUUAAUGUGAUUGAUAUCUUGUAAUGUACAUACUAUACUGACAUCUUGUACCAGAAUUAUUUCUAAAAUACAUAUAUCUGAAAGCUCACUUUGCUAAUUAACUAAAUAGUCAACAUAUUGUUCUAUGUUGUAUUUAUUUCACAUUUGAAAAGAAUUUUAAGUGAGCUAAUGUAUACAGAGGUUUCUAUAUUGAAAUUAAUUAGUCUAUAUAUUGUAAAAUGUAAAAUCAGAAAUUGCCUAUUUUAGUAAUAUUUGUCGAUAUGCAUGCAUGAAUGAGAGCAAUUGAUAUAUUUUCCCAAUUUAUGUCCAUUUGGAAAUACACUUUAAGUAGAUAGCUAUAGCCAGUGUAUAUUUUUCAGUUUGAGAGUCAAGUCUCCCAAAGCACACACAGUAGGGUCUACUCAGUCCUCUGUAUCACUUCUAUAGUGGCCUGAGAACUUGAUGAAUAUCAAGCUCAUGUUUCACUGACUUUGCAUCUCAUCGCCUACCAGUCAACCAGAUUUCCACCCAGAACUUGUGUUGGAACAAUGACAGCUACUUAUUCAGCAUGGGGCAGGUUUAAUACAGACUCACAUCUCUGACAUCGCUGUUGUCUCAGACUUAGAAUUACAUCCCACUUUUCAUCCACUGAUUGCAUGUAGAACACGCAUUUGUGUUGAGUGCAUUUUUGGUUUUUGUCUUGAAUAACACUCUUUCCAGACUUAUUUGAAUGUAUCUGGUAUCAGUAGGGAAUGGCAUAGUGGUGCAGCAGUUAGCAGUGUCACCUCAAAGAAUCUAGUCUUGUGUUCGAAUCCACCCUGGGGCCUUUCUGUGCAGAGGUUGGUUGCAUGUUGUCCCCAUGUCUCCAUGGGUUCUCUCUGUCUGUGUUAGACCUGUGACAGAUUAGCAACCUGUCAUUGGUGUAGCCGGCCUCUUGCCCUGUGACAGGUGCAACAGGCUGCCUGUUCAAAUACAUGUAGAUAAAGUCACAAGAACAGCUCUUUAGCUUAGCAACUGUAGUUGUACAACUGUGUGACUUUGCAUCGUUUGAUCACCAAAGGUUUUAAUUAGACUUAGGUGAGUGAGGAUAGCUGAGAAAUCUUAAAAAGGCCAAGGGAAAGGUCAUCUAUCUUGACAAAAAAUUACUGUUAACCUCUUAACUUGUCCAUGUAAAUAGUGUAUAUUGGAAGAUAUAGUCUGCAUGGUAUAAACGAUUGAGUGAUGCUGACAAAAACUGGGAUUUGCACUACCAGAGCAAACACUCUGAGAAAGACGUGUGGCAACAGUGGUCUUGCUUUUAAGAUAGAAGCCACAAUUAAAAUCUUUAGCUGAACAAUCAAAAUCAAACUAACUGUAAAAAGCUGUUUACUUACUUUGGUGAAUAAUGCAACUCAGAGAGUGCAGCUGGCAAAAACAUGUGCUAUGGGUUUGAUUAGUCAAGAGGAUUUAAGGCUUCAGAAUUCCUCAGUAUGUCUUUGUAAGUGUAUGUUAGGCCGUGUUACCUACAUGUUACUAAGUCAUGUUAGCUCACGUGGAGGUAUAUAUUAAAAAAAGACUUCCAUCUGUAUUUUUGCACAUGGCCAUCCCUACAGUUGUAAUACACCGUUUCUCCAUGACAAGCUGGAAGAUUAAAACCUGCAACCACAAUGUCAGAGCCAAUGUUAUCAUAGUUAACUAGAUGUUAACAGUUAACCCUCUGCCUUUACUAAACACACUAGCUAGUUCGCAGCUUUGCUAACAUAGAUAAAUCUACAAUUAUUACAAAGUAAUUGUAAAAAAUUUAGACAUCAGAGAUUAGCCAAUACUAGUUAUCAAUCCAACAGCAAGAAGGCGAGCUAAGUAUCUGCCUGGCAACCUUUCAGACUUUCCAACAUUUAUUAUUUUUCAGUCUCUUACUCUCUCUCUCUUUUCCCUUCUGUAAAUGUCAUGUUCUUUCACAUUGCUGCUGCCAUUGUUUCCAUAUUGAGAAUACAAAGGUAGUUUUGUCCUCUAGCUAGGUGAAGACCCAUUGGUGGUAGUGUGUUACAUUAUGUUAUAAAGCAUUACGUGACUUUCCCUGGACAGUUAUGAGAGUCUGAAGCAGUUAUUUUAAGGUGUAAAAGUUGCCUGACUGUUGCAUAAAGAAUACAUAUAUGCAGAAAUAAAUAUUUUAAAGAGAAAAAUACUCAUAGUUUGGCAAUGAAAAAAGACAUUACCAAAUGUGCUAUUACAUUUUGUAAUGUAAGAAAGAUUGGUAGUGUAUUUUUGCACUGAAUGUGGCAGUAACAUCUCUCAAAAAUUUGAUGAAAUUUGAUUAACAAAAUAAAUUCAAAAUAUCAAUUUGUCUUAUUUUAGAGAUAUUCCAUGUAUUUUAUUUUUUUACAUCAUUUUUUUUCCUCCGUGUAGAUCACAAACUGUACUUUGGACACACACACACACACACACACACACACACACACACACACACACACACACACAAAACCCAUGCUUGAUUAGUGUGUCUUUGUGAAAUCAUGUAUUACAUAGCUCGCUAUACUGCUCUACAUUUUGAGCCAAAUAUGAUGAUUUGCAGUUGAUGGUACUGAAGCAGAAAUUUCACAUUUUUUUAAAUCACGCAUUCAAAGACACUUUUUGAGGAAAAUCUCAGUACUGUAUCACUCAGUCCCUGAACUGAGGAGCACCUCUUUCAGUGACCAGUCAUCAUAUUGUUGAAGAUGUUCACAUUUUUAAAUGCUAAAGAGGAUUUUACCCCAUGUGCUAAAUGAGAAAGAAUACCUGGUGCUAAUACAUGCUGCACAUGUUAAAGGAAAAAUGUUUGUUUACUUACAAAAUACAUUUAGUUGCUAAAUGCACCCAGACUCAUCUUUUUCCUCAUUUUCAUUAUUUUUUAUGAGCUCAGAUUUGCAGUUUAUAUGUAAACACUGGCAUCAGUCAUUGUCAGUCAUUGUCACAGAGGUUGCUUUGAUAUUGCUUUAACAUCAUAGCUGUGAACUGCAAACUGUUACAGUGAUGAAAUCCAUCAUACAUCACUACUCUGAAAAAACAGUUCACGUCUCUGCAAAGUCUUUUUAAACAUUCAUUAUGGGGACUACAAGCCCAUAAAUAACUAACAUAGUCAUAUUUGUUAAACACUUUUGAGUACAGUUUGUUGUUGAAAAAAAGGCAUCCUUUGAUUGAAGAAAGGAUGUACAGUAAUAAUAGACAUGCAAACAAAAGCUACUUAAAAGCCAGCAGCAGACAGCUGCAAGUAAUACAUAUGCAGACGUAUUACUUCAGCCUGGAGUAAUGUAUGAAACUACAUUACAAACUAAAGUGCAGAAAACAGAUCACAGUUUAAGAAAAAAGUUUGUUACUACCAUGUAAAUAAUAACUGAAAUUAGCAUCCGUUGUCUCACGCCCUCUCAACACUAUAUAUAUAUAUAUAUAUAUAUAUAUAUAUACAUACAUAUAUAUAUAUAUAUGGACAUACAUCAUUGUUGUGUGUGUGUGCGUGUAGAAGAAACUGCAAUGCACAUCGACUAUAUUGACUGGGUGCGAACUGUAGUAGGGUAUGCUUAGUGACACAUUAUAACAUGAUGUAACAGUGUCCAUAACAUACGUGAGUGAUGGAAAUGUUCUAAAUCCUAGAAAUUAGUUUAAUAAUAAAAUAAUA